AUGUCAGAUCAAGCACAAGUUGAAUAUCGAAAUCGAUUAGGUGUAUCAAUUGAUUGUAUUAAGUUUUUAUUACGACAAGGGCUUCCAUUUUGUGGACAUGAUGAGACAGAUGAUUCAAAAAAUCAGUUUAAUUUUUUGAAAUUUUGCGAUGGCUAUGUGACCACAACAAGGAUAUUGAAGUUAGAUAUGAGUGAUAAGUUAUUUUCUAUUUUUAUUGAUGAAUCCAAAGAUAUAUUUUCAAAGGAGCAAAUGUCAGUUGUAUUGCGAUAUGUGGACAAAAGUCAUGUGAUUGACGAACGAUUUGUUGGAAUUAUACACGUCGCCAAUACAAAUUCUCUAUCACUUAAGGAAACUAUUGAUGAAUUUUUUCCUCAACAUGGGUUAAGCAUUGCUAGUUUGCGAGGACAAGAAUACGAUGGAGCAACUAAUAUGCAAGGUGAGUUUAAUGGAUUGAAAGCACUUAUUUUGAAAGAAAAUGAAUGUACUUUUUACCUUCAUUAUGUUUCUCCUAAGCUUCAAUUAGCUCUUAUAGCUACUGCAAAAAAUCAUGUAGAAUUGUUGGUUGAUUUUAUUGUUACAAAUUUAGUGAAUGUUAUUGGGGCAUCAGCAAAACGUCGUGAUAUUCUACGAGAAAAUCAUAGUAUGACAAUUUUUGAAGCUUUGGACAGUGGUGAACUAUCAACUGGUCGAGGAUUAAAUCAAGAGACAAUGAUUAAACGACCAGGAGAUACAUGGUGGGGAUCACAUUACGGUGCUUUAUUGAGUAUUACCCGCUCAUACUCAGAUAGCGUUGCUGCCAACGGGCAGCCGGCGGUGCCGCCUCCUGUAGUCCUCUGA
Molecule: messenger RNA, 837 nt
Organism: Momordica charantia (bitter melon)
Lineage: Eukaryota; Viridiplantae; Streptophyta; Magnoliopsida; Cucurbitales; Cucurbitaceae
Source: RefSeq, a predicted model, not a curated record